This is a messenger RNA of Rhizophagus irregularis DAOM 181602=DAOM 197198, 1495 nucleotides long. RefSeq lists its product as uncharacterized. Gene Ontology annotation, molecular function: serine-type endopeptidase activity; ubiquitin binding. Lineage: Eukaryota; Fungi; Glomeromycota; Glomeromycetes; Glomerales; Glomeraceae. Gene Ontology annotation, cellular component: membrane. The record is from RefSeq and is a predicted model, not a curated record.
AUAGAAUGCCCAAUAACCCAAUAACAGAUAAUCAAAGAAAAUUCAUUUGAAUGUUGGACAUUACUCAUUUUAGUAUGAUAUACAAGUGGACUAUAUUUCGAUUACUUUAAAAGUCUAAUAAACCUAUUUUUUUUUUAAAUACGAAAAACGGAGUAUGUCAAAUCUCUUAUCCGCCUUUGUUGACAUGCGAUAAGGAAAAUAAUGUCUACAGCACCCGGGAGUCAAUCAGGUUUUCACAAUGCCCCCGUAACAAAAAGUCUCUUACUUUGUAUAGGAGGAUGCUCGCUAGUUGCAUAUUUGCUCGACAGCAGAUCUUUAUUUCAUUUGCAACUUAUACCCAACUUGACUGCAAAUCAUGAAUUUUGGCGAUUAAUAACGUCACAUAGUGUUUUAACUACAUCGGGUGAAUUUUUCUUUGGGAGUAUAAUAAUAUAUCAUCUUAGAAUAAUAGAACGCCAAUUUGGAUCAUCAAAAUAUGCGGCAUUCUUUUUCGUGUCAUCUGCAUUAUCGACAAUUCUGGAAGUUGGUACACUUGCAAUUGGCAGGCAAUUUCAUUUGAAAUUCAUACCUGCAGGUCCUUAUGGUUUCAUAUUUGCAGCACUUUAUCAGUACUAUAGAAUGAUUCCAUAUACUUAUCAAUAUCGAGUAUUUGGUAUAAAUAUAAGUAAUAGGGUUGUGAAUUGUUUGAGUGUUAUACCGUUCCUUUAUUAUCAAUAUCCAUCUUCAAUUGCCGCUAGUGUAUGUGGGCUUUUAUCCGGCGUCAUAUAUAGGAGUGGUUUUUUGAGACUGAAUAAAUUCCGUUUUCCUGGAUUUCUUAAUCGAUUCGCUUCAAUGUUUAUAUUACCUUUAUUGUCAACAAGAUCAUCUAGACGUUCACCAUUUCUUAUACUUGACCAUCGGGGGCAAGAAGUUCAGCAUAAUCAAACUCAAACUCAAGCAAGGCGCCAUGUUCCUGCGCAAGAGCCACCUCAGCCUAUUGUAACACCACGACAACCAGUCGUUAAUGAAGAAAAUAUCGCUGAUUUGCGAGCUAUGUUUCCUCAAAGUUCUCAGGAGGCUAUCACGCGAGCUUUGCUUACAUCCGAUAAUGAUAUUAAUAGAGCGGUCCAGUUUUUACUGGACCAUCAUAAUUAACAGAUUCAUUAAUGUAAUAACUUACUUUAAUUAAACGAAUAUUAUAUUAUAAUAAGUUAUUAGGUUGACAAACAUAUUAUGUUGGACUUUAUGAACCAAUUAUAUAUAAUUCAUAUCGUACAAUUGCCAAAAAAUACUGAAUCUUAUAUAAAAUGUAGAGUUAUAAAGAAUUAGUUUCAAAUUUACCUGUUUACCAAAAAAAUUUUUAAAUUUCAUUAUAGAAAAUUAAUUAAUGUAAAUUAAAUAGCGUAUCAAAGCAUUAAUCGGUGUGAUCAAUUAUGUAACAGUACAAAAAUAAACAAACUUAAACAAAACAAGCAUUAAAAAAUAAACUUACCCAAUUUAUCACUUACCAGAAAUA